AUUAUAUAUAGGGGAGCUCUGGACUACUGAACCAGGCAGUUAAACGAGUCCACAUUCAUUUCGUAUUUGUAUAUUCAGAGCUGAGAGCCCAGGCACGCACUAUAGUGGAGGGAAACUGAAGGCCACGCUAUAUAUAUCUCAUAUUAUAAGAGCAAGAGGAGGAAAAGCACCCAGCUAGGUUGAGAGAGAAAGAAGAAGAAGCAGAGAGAGAAUCAUGGAAUGGAGAAAAUGCUAUUUGGAUGUGAUUCUGGUUCCUCUAGGGUUUCUGAUAAUGGCUGGUUAUCAUGGAUGGUUGUGGCACAAUGUUCGUACUAAACCCGAGACUACUAUCAUCGGCAUAAACACCAGAGGAAGACGAUUAUGGGUUUCUGCAAUGAUCAAGGACAAUGAAAAGAAGAACAUCCUGGCAGUCCAAACCCUUCGAAACACGAUCAUGGGAUCAACCCUAAUGGCCACCACGUCGAUCCUUCUCUGCUCCGGCCUGGCGGCCGUGAUCAGCAGCACGUACAGUGUAAAGAAGCCGCUGAACGAUGCCGUCUACGGCGCUCACGGGGAGUUCAUGGUGGCCCUCAAAUACGUGACCCUACUCACCAUUUUCCUCUUCUCCUUCAUGUGUCACUCGCUUUCCAUCAGGUUCAUAAAUCAAGUGAACAUCCUCAUCAACAGUCCUCAAGACCCUACUUCUCCGGUGACCCCCGAGUACGUGUCGGAGCUUCUAGAGAAAGGUUACAUUCUGAACACGGUGGGGAACAGGCUGUUCUACGCAGCACUACCUCUUCUGCUUUGGAUUUUUGGUCCGGUGCUGGUGUUCUUGUGCUCCAUUACCUUGGUGCCGAUGCUUUACAAUUUGGAUUUUGUGCUUAGAAGCCCUGAUCAGAAAGGAAAGAACAUGGAUGCUUCUGGAAAUGAUUCGGAUUUCGUUUGAAUAUGCCAAUGUCCCAACUCAUGAUCAAGGACGUUAAUUUGGUGCAUGCAUGAUCAAUUAGUUGAAUUAAAACAAGAAAAUGAAAGAUAAGACGGCAGCUUGAAGGAUUUUUGUAUAAAUGCUUUGUUAUCUCCUUUGAUUUCCAUGAAUAUUCAAGUAUGAUCGAAUCGAUCCAUUCCUGCUUUACUAAAUUUUGAGCAUGCUUGCAUUUCAUCGAGCAAAGGAAAUGACUGUGUACCAACAUUACAUU
Messenger RNA from Fragaria vesca subsp. vesca, 1175 nucleotides. RefSeq lists its product as uncharacterized. The coding region runs from base 215 to 925 and encodes 236 amino acids. NCBI's taxonomy places the organism in Eukaryota, Viridiplantae, Streptophyta, Magnoliopsida, Rosales, Rosaceae. The transcript has 2 exons. The record is from RefSeq and is a predicted model, not a curated record.